AUGGCUCAACAGAUGGUUGAGCCAUCUCAUAAAAUGGUUCCGGUCCCGACCUAUACAGGGGUGGGGGACAUCGAAGGGUAUAUCGAGCGCUUAGAGUGCUACUUCGAGCUGAUGAAGACUCGCACAGAGAGUAGAGUCCCUCUGUUGUUGUGUGGUCUGGCGGCAGGUCAGUACCAAACGUUGAGAGACCUGGUGACUCCCGAGGUUCCAAAAGAAGUGGCGUACGACACGCUCAAAGGGAGACUAAUCGAGCACUAUGGUUCUGUGAGGAACACUCGUUUAGAAAGAGCAAAGUUUCGGGCUCUUAGAAGAGACGAGAAGGAAAGUGUAGCUGAUUUCGAGGUGCGACUACGUAACGCGGGGAGUUCGUUAAAACUCUCGGAGGCCGUACAAGAGGCAAGCGCAUUCGUUUUGCUUGAUGCAAAAAGCGGACGUGAGGGCCAGAGCGACACACCCGUCUCCGUGUCGGCGAUCUCAAAGGGAAAUGCGGUUGUGUGCUUCCGUUGCGGGAAGAGAGGGCAUGUUGCCCGUGAUAAGAGUUGCAAGGCCGUUGACAAGAGAUGUAACGACUGUGCCGUCGUCGGACAUUUUGCGAAGAGCAAAUUCUGCCGGCUAGUAAGACCAGAAAAUAACCCCCAGUCGUCACGCGUUAGGAACGGCCGUGCGAACCAGAUCACCGAUGAGCACGCCGAUACCAAACAGGAAAAGGCGGUAACACAUUUGUUUUCCGUAGAGGUUAGAAACGUAAAGGAAGCGCCCACGUGCGAGGCAGAGAUUAGGGGUAUGGUAUUUAAUUUUAUCAUUGAUUCAGGAGCUGCCGCUAACAUAGUUUCUAAUCAAUUGUAUAAUAAGAUCAAACGUGAUGUGGUACUUAGGAAGACUACCAAAAAGUUAUUUGCUUUUGGGCAAUCGGUGCCUUUGAAAUUGAAAGGAGAGUUUGAAGCGGAAAUUACUGUAAAUGAUAACAAAGCUCUCGCUAUUUUUUACGUGUUUAAUGGAAAAGCAUCUGUCAACAAUUUGAUAAGUAACAAAACCGCUAAUGAGUUACGAUUACUUCAUGUCAAUUCCGUCACAGGUCAAAAGUGUCACGCCAGUCUAGAGACGGAAAUUAAGUCGAAGUUCACUCAGUGUUUCGAUGGGGUGGGUAAACUUAAGGGUACUAAGGUUAAGAUACAUGUAGACCCUGAUCGUGAGCCUGUAGCGCAACCGGUGCGCAGAUUGCCUUUCGGAUACCGAGAUAAAGUGGCAACUUUGCUGGAAAGGCUGGAAGCCGAAGAUAUCAUAGAGUCGGUAGAGGGGGUUGGUUCACGUUGGGUAAGCCCUAUUGUUGUAGUUCCCAAAUCGGACGGUGAUUUGCGAAUGUGUAUUGACUUCAGGAAGGUCAAUGAAGCAAUAAUUCGGGAGAGGUACCCCAUUCCCACUAUGCAGGAAAUGCUAGCAGCAUUGAACGGGUCCAAGGUAUUUUCUAAGUUAGAUUUAAAGCAAGGAUUUUUUCAGCUAGAGUUGGACAAAGAAUCUCGCGAAAUCACGACCUUUGUUACUCAUGUGGGUUUAUUCAGAAUGAAAAGGCUUGGUAUGGGGAUUUCAUGCGCUCCUGAGUUGUUUCAGUACACAAUUCAGAAGGUUCUUGCAGGGUUACCUGGAGUGUUAAACUUAGCUGACGAUAUUGUUGUUUUCGGUAAAGACGAACGCCAACACAAAGAGCGUUUAUUGAGUGUUAUGUCACGUUUGUCGGAAAGCGGGUUGACACUCAAUCCAGGUAAGUGUCAGUUCGGAUUAAGUUCGAUCACGUUUUUAGGGCAUGUUAUCUCUGACAACGGGGUAUCAGCCGACCCAGGUAAGGUCGAGGCAAUAGUAAACGCCCGGGCCCCAAUGAAUGUGUCAGAAUUAAGGGGAUUCCUAGGUCUGGUACAGUAUGUCGGUCGUUACAUUCCGGAUCUAGCCACCCUGUCCGCUCCACUUAGAGCAUUAACGCGCCAAUCGGUUCCAUUUGAAUGGACCCAGAAACAGGAAGACAGUUUUCGCGACAUGAAAAGGCUGAUGAGUGCUAGUGAGACGUUAGCAUAUUUUGAUAGAGAGAGCGAAACGACCGUGAUCGCUGAUGCGAGUCCAGUGGGAUUAGGAGCUGUCCUAGUCCAGAGAAAAGCAGGUGAGAACCGAGUAGUAGCGUAUGGGCAUAGAAGUCUAACAGAUGUGGAAAAGAGAUAUUCUCAGACAGAACGCGAAGCACUGUCAUUAGUAUGGGCUUGUGAACACUUCCAGAUGCAUUUAUUAGGUACAAAGUUCAAACUCAUAACAGAUCCCAAGCCGCUCACUCACGUGUUUAACAACGCGAAUUCCAAAUCAACGCCUAGGCUAGAGAGAUGGAGCUUGAGGUUAGAGCCAUUUGACUUUGAGCUACAGUACAAGCCAGGUGAGUCUAACAUCGCAGACCCGAUGUCUAGGUUAAGUAGAGGUCCCAGAGAAAGCACUAAAGUGGAUGACACAGGAGAUUAUAUUGCAGCGGUAGUGAGGGAAGCUAUACCGAUUGCAAUGUCAUGGGAAGAGAUUAAAACCAGUUCAGAUAACUGCGAUAGUGUCGAAAACAUGAAGGAAGCUUUGAAAACAGAUGCAACAUUUGCUAGGUAUGGGUAUCCAGAAGUGUUGAGGACGGAUAACGGUCCGCAAUUUAUCUCAGGUGUUAAAGAUAGCUACUCAGGAGAAGGCAGACAUGCAGAGAGAGAGUUUAGGAAGUUUGUUGCGGCAUACCGAUCUACGCCACACACGGGAACAGGGUGUACCCCAUUUUCGUUGAUGUUUGGGCGAGAAAUGCGCACAAAGCUUCCCCAGCUAGACUUUACAGCUAGUGAUCCUGAAUUAGCUAGAGACAGGGAUAGAGAAUACAAGCUAAAGCUGAAGAAGCAUGCCGACAAGAAGGCUAAAGAGAGUGAGAUUAAAGAGGGAGAUACAGUGUUAAUGAGGAAUGAACAACAAGGAAAGUUAGAGCCAAACUUUAGACCAGAAAAGUACAAAGUGGUAAGUAAGAAUGGUUCUGAUAUUGUUUGCGAAAGUGAGACUGAAGGCACGCUAAGGCGAAACGUUCAAUGCGCUAAGAAUGUGCCAGAGGCAACCAGUGAGAAGGUAAGUAAGGAGAACCAGGGUAACCCACAAUUAAUCCAAGACCCUAUAGAAAGCAACCUUCCUGUAGACCAACCUCCCGAACCGCCUUCGAUACGCACAAGUGUUCGAGCCCGCCAGCCUCCAGCACGGUUGAACGACUAUCUCGUGUAUCAGUAG
Messenger RNA from Nematostella vectensis (starlet sea anemone), 3276 nucleotides. RefSeq lists its product as uncharacterized. Gene Ontology annotation, molecular function: nucleic acid binding; zinc ion binding. The transcript has 4 exons. The coding region runs from base 1 to 3276 and encodes 1091 amino acids. Lineage: Eukaryota; Metazoa; Cnidaria; Anthozoa; Actiniaria; Edwardsiidae. The record is from RefSeq and is a predicted model, not a curated record.